This is a messenger RNA of Stereum hirsutum FP-91666 SS1, 237 nucleotides long. RefSeq lists its product as uncharacterized. NCBI's taxonomy places the organism in Eukaryota, Fungi, Basidiomycota, Agaricomycetes, Russulales, Stereaceae. Bases 1 to 237 code for a protein of 78 amino acids. The transcript has 4 exons. The record is from RefSeq and is a predicted model, not a curated record.
AUGGACCCGCACCCCACCAUCUUCACCAAUCAGUUGAACAACUAUCUACAAAGCCGCAAUGAGGGCCACUUAUUGAGCUGGAUAGAGCUGAUGACGGGGCCCGCCCACGCCCCCACUUGGACAGUACAAUGUAAAUUCGACGGCGAACUCAUCAGCACCGGACACGGAGCCCACAAGCAUGAGGCGAAAGGUUCCGCCUCCAAACAGGCCCUAGAAAUUCUGAGGCAGAGGGGUUAA